AAAGCUGGUUCAAAGCGCAAACGUACAGCGAAGCAGGCGCAACCCCUUAAGGGUGGCUGGGUUUUGCCACACGGAAUGGGCAUUGGCUUCGCCAAUGCGACGACGUCAAGCGACCAUGAACCAUCAGCCAGUCAAGGGGGCACAGCUCCCAAUUCCGCUCUCACAGGUGUUUCACAGCCUGGUGAGAAGAACACCAUCCCGACGCAGAAGAAGCAGACGCGGAUCACUCUCCGGGUCACUAAGCCUGGAGUCAAGGUCCAAAUGGGUGGCCAGCAACUGCAAGACCCGGCUGUAAAGCUGGAAGAGCCAAUCGGCGAAUCUGGAGGUCUCAUCAUCCAAACGACUGAGCGCCCCGUCAAGCGUGCGCGGACAAGUUCAUCAGCUCAUGAAGCGGAUAACCUGACAACGACAAAGGGUCCACUAGAACGUGUCCAGGUUAAGGAAGAAGAGGCGGAAGUCAUUAAAAGGCAGGUUCUCAGAAAACUGGUCAUCAUCAAAGGCAUCACGCUCAAGGACAACGCUAUCGUUAAGACCUUGGACAAGAUCAUCAUUGAUGCUACGCAACUGCUAGACCCCAACUAUCGGAUCAUGGUUAAAAGGGGCAAGGAAAACCCGUACGGACUGACACCGGGAUACUCGCCAUAUCCAUAUAGGCGGGUUCCCACUCCGGAGGCUUGCGAAGAGGUGCACAGAAUUCUAACUGAAAUGCACGGCGAAGUCAAGCAGCCCGACAAGAUACCGGUAGCGUCUCUUGAAGUGGCUGGCUGUGGCGAGGUGCCUUGUGUUCUUGACGCGCUCCUCAGAACGCUUAUUAGCGGAAACACUUUGAUGGCACUCGCGGACGCCGCCAUCAAGAAUCUGGCUCAGCACUACGGCACACGUCAAGGAGGUACUGGAGCUGGAAGUAUCGACUGGGACAAGGUCCGGCUUUCGUCACAUCAGGAGCUUGUGCAAGUCAUCAGGGCGGCUGGGAAUGGACCCAAAAAAGCCCAACACAUCAAGCAGAUUCUCGACAUGGUUUAUGAAGAGAAUCUCAAAAAGGCCAAGGAGCAGACGGCAGCUGCCGGAGUAGACUCGACGGGGACUGCUGAUCAGGAUCUGCUCUCUCUCGACUACAUGCAUGGCUUGAGCAAGGACGAGGCCAUGGCGAAGUUUGUGAGCUACCCAGGAAUUGGCAUAAAAACGGCUGCGUGCGUCACCUUGUUCUGCCUCCGGAUGCCUUGCUUUGCUGUGGACACCCAUGUCCACAAGUUUUGCCGCUGGUUGGCCUGGAUUCCAGAAAGGGCCGACCCGGACAACUGCUUCAGGCACGGAGAGGUUAUGGUGCCCGACCACUUGAAGUACGGUCUGCAUCAGCUGUUCAUACGGCACGGCCAGCAGUGCUUUAAGUGCAGGAAGGCCACUAAGCCCGGCACCAAGGACUGGAAUGAGGCGCCGCAGUGCCCACUGGAGCAUUUGCUUGAUCGAAGCAAGGACGAGGCUGCGUCUGGUCCCAAGCCGAAGAAGAAACAAGUACAGGAAGAUGAGGACUCUGAAGAAGAU
Molecule: messenger RNA, 1542 nt
Organism: Canariomyces notabilis
Lineage: Eukaryota; Fungi; Ascomycota; Sordariomycetes; Sordariales; Chaetomiaceae
Product: DNA glycosylase
Exons: 1
Biological process (GO): base-excision repair
Molecular function (GO): catalytic activity
Source: RefSeq, a predicted model, not a curated record